Rhagoletis zephyria (snowberry fruit fly) is the source of this 1401-nucleotide messenger RNA. RefSeq names its product tyrosine 3-monooxygenase/tryptophan 5-monooxygenase activation protein epsilon (gene 14-3-3epsilon). The record is from RefSeq and is a predicted model, not a curated record. Lineage: Eukaryota; Metazoa; Arthropoda; Insecta; Diptera; Tephritidae.
CGUUUAUGUAGAUGAAUCAACGAGUUGACAACGGCGAGCAACGACGUUCAUCGAGUAUUGUUAAUAGAAAGCGGUAAAAAAUUUGAAUUUUUCUGAGAUAAAAUCUAUCAAAAGCAUUCGAUAGAGUUGUGCAAAAAAUUUCUCUUUGAAUGCGUAUUUGGAGUUAAGAAUUUUACGGUACUUGGAAUUUUUAACGCCGAUUCUUGACGGUUCAUCAUUGAAAAGAGUGAAGAACUAGGCAUUGGAUUCUGCGACGAAGUCGUGAAAAAGUGUAAGAAGAAGAAAUAAAAGCGACAGCAGCGCUGCGGUCGGGAAACGACAACGACAUUAUUGCCGGAGCAGAAGCAAAAGCAGCAGUAGAGGCGAAACGUUUGUCAAAGAGAAAAAAUUCGUAGUAGAGAAAAGUAAAAAAUUGAAUUUCGGAAGCGCAGGCGACGACGAAAAAUAAAAAGGUGUAAAACGCUAAAAACUGCUGUUUCAGGACGACGCCAGUAAAUAACUAAAUAAGAUUUCAGAAGAAUCUAAUCUAAAGAACUAAAUCGAGAUUUACUAAGCUAUCGAACAGAAUGUCUGAACGUGAAAAUAAUGUGUACAAGGCCAAAUUGGCUGAACAGGCUGAACGUUAUGACGAAAUGGUCGAAGCUAUGAAAAAGGUCGCAUCCCUAGAUGUUGAAUUAACUGUCGAAGAGCGCAACCUGCUUUCCGUCGCCUAUAAGAAUGUAAUUGGUGCACGACGUGCUUCAUGGCGUAUAAUAACCUCUAUUGAACAAAAGGAAGAAAACAAAGGGGCCGAGGAGAAGCUUGAAAUGAUUAAAACCUACCGCGGGCAGGUGGAGAAAGAACUACGAGAUAUUUGUUCCGAUAUUCUGAAUGUUUUAGAGAAGCAUCUCAUUCCAUGCGCCACUACAGGCGAGAGCAAAGUAUUUUAUUAUAAGAUGAAAGGCGAUUAUCAUCGCUAUUUGGCAGAGUUUGCUACUGGUUCGGAUCGCAAGGACGCGGCAGAGAAUUCGCUGAUUGCUUACAAAGCUGCCAGCGAUAUUGCAAUGAACGAUCUGCCGCCAACACACCCCAUUCGCUUAGGUUUGGCGUUGAACUUCUCGGUAUUCUACUAUGAAAUUCUCAAUUCGCCGGAUCGCGCUUGCAGACUAGCGAAAGCAGCUUUCGACGAUGCCAUUGCUGAGCUAGAUACCUUAAGCGAAGAGAGCUACAAAGAUUCCACACUAAUUAUGCAAUUGCUGAGGGAUAAUCUUACAUUAUGGACGUCUGAUAUGCAGGCCGAUGGUGAUGGCGAGCAGAAACCGGAGAUUCAAGAUGUCGAGGAUCAGGAUGUGUCGUAAUUUAAGUAACCCCCCAUCUUACUUAAUUCUAAAACUCCUCUAUAUACCUUUUCCUACUGUAAUA